AUGUAUACACCGGCGAUAGAUAUAUGGAGCAUAGGGUCCAUCUUUGCAGAGCUCUUAACAGGAAAACCGCUUUUCCCUGGGAAAAAUGUGGUUCAUCAGUUGGAUCUGAUGACUUAUAUGUUGGGAACUCCAUAUGCUGAAGCCAUUGGAAGGGUGAGGAAAAAUAAAGCUCGAAGAUACUUAAGAAGCAUGAGGAAGAAGAAGCAUAUUUCUUUCUUACAUAAGUUUUCGUAUGGUGAUCCUCUCGCUCUUUGUCUUCUAGAAAAGAUGUUGUCUUUUGAACCCAAGGACCGGCCUACAGCUGAAGAGGCCCUUGCGGAUCCUUACUUCAAGGGUUUAGCUAAAGUUGAAAUAGAGAGUCCUCUGCUCAACAUAUGUGAAUUAUUUAUUCAUUCUGAAGGUGCGGUGGAACAUUUCAAGAAACAGUUUGCUUACCUCGAGGAACACUUCUACAGGAACGGGCUUGCGUUUUGUACUCUGAUAACAAGAAUGGAGCGGGGGGACAACAGAGUUCAGUGCAAGUCGCUGAUGGACUUUCCAAGUGUAGCAUCAGAGAUGAGAGUGUGUGGCGCAGACAAGAAUCAGCAGCGAAUCCCUGUUAACGUCCCUCAAACAAUCCAAGGAUGCUAUAACAACUGCGGGGCAGCCACAGUAGUUGAAGCUCUUGAAAAGCAGUAGCGUAGGAUGGUUAGAAAUCCGGUUGGCGUGGCUCAGCAGUACCCAAAGAUCACUCAACCUUGCAAAAGCAGCAGCGGAGAUGAAGACUGCGACACCGAAGAUUCAAAAGGAGAACCCUCAAUGUAUAUACCAUAGAAAGUGUCUGCAGCACAAGAUACUGAUUGCAAUGAAUCGCUGGUACUAAGUUGUUGUUUUGGGUCUUGCAGAAGAAGCUUUACUACACGUCUAGCAGAAGAAGCUUUACUACACGUCU
Molecule: messenger RNA, 931 nt
Organism: Eruca vesicaria subsp. sativa (arugula)
Lineage: Eukaryota; Viridiplantae; Streptophyta; Magnoliopsida; Brassicales; Brassicaceae
Source: the annotation of a GenBank genome assembly